Molecule: messenger RNA, 2222 nt
Organism: Sorex fumeus (smoky shrew)
Lineage: Eukaryota; Metazoa; Chordata; Mammalia; Eulipotyphla; Soricidae
Gene: SAAL1
Product: serum amyloid A like 1
Exons: 12
Coding region: 18-1430 (470 amino acids)
Source: RefSeq, a predicted model, not a curated record
GGCCGUGGCGGCAAAGCAUGGACCGAAACCCGUCACCGCCGCCGCCCAGUCGCGAGGAGGACGAGGCCUCGGGGGACUGCAUAGGGGGCACGGUGUACAGCAAGCACUGGCUCUUCGGCGUGCUCAGCGGACUCAUCCAGCUUGUUACCCCUGAAGACACCAAAACCACCUCAGAUGAUGAGGAGCAGCAGAAGGAGCUGGAUGAAGAAGUGGAGAAUGAAAUUUGCCGAGUAUGGGAUAUGUCAAUGGAUGAGGAUGUCGCUCUGUUUCUCCAAGAAUUUAAUGCCCCUGACAUAUUUAUGGGCGUACUGGCCAAAUCCAGGUGUCCUCGGUUAAGAGAAAUAUGUGUGGGAAUUUUAGGUAACAUGGCCUGUUUCCCGGAGAUAUGUGUGUCCAUCAGCAAUAAUAAAAAUCUUGGCCAGGUAUUACUGCACUGUUUGUAUGACUCGGACCCCCCGACCCUGCUGGAAACGAGCAGGUUGUUGCUUACUUGCCUUUCCCAGACGGAAGUGGCCAACAUCUGGGUUGAAAGAAUCCGGGAACAUCCAGCUAUUUUUGAUAGUAUUUGCUUCAUCUUGUCAAGUUCAACAAAUGUUGACUUGCUGGGGAAAGUGGGGGAAGUUGUGGACAAGCUCUUUGAUUUGGAUGAGAAGCUGAUGUUGGAAUGGAUUAGAAAGGGGGCUGUGCAGCCUCCGGACCCACCCCGGGAAGAUUCCGAAGAGCAGCCAGUAUUUAAAAUUGUGCCCUGUGUGCUUGAAGCUGCCAAGCAAGUACGUUCGGAGCAUCCUGAAGGACUCGAUGUUUACAUGCGCAUCUUACAGCUGCUUACCACAGUGGACGAAGGAGUCCAAGCAAUUGUACAGUGCCCCGACACCGGGAAAGACACUUGGAGUUUACUUUUUGACCUGGUCUGCCAUGAAUUCUGCCAGUCUGAUGAUCCUCCCAUCGUCCUCCAGGAGCAGAAAACCGUGUUGGCCUCAAUUUUCUCAGUGCUGUCAGCCAUCUACGCCUCCCAGGCAGAGCAGGAGAGUCUCAAGAGAGAAAAAGAAGAUCUUCCGCUAAUUGACAGCUUGAUUCGUGUUUUACAAAAUAUGGAACAUUGUCAAAAGAAGCCAGAGAACUCAACAGAGUCUGAGACAGAAGAAGCCAAAAAUUCUGAUUCAGUCCAAGAUGAUUUCCACCUAAAAAUCUUAAAGGAUAUCUCGUGUGAAUUUCUGUCUAAUAUUUUACAGGUAUUAACAAAGGAGAUGGUGGCCCAGGGACUGAAAGAAGGCCAGUUCAGCAAAGAGAAGUGUUCCUGUGCAUUUCGACACCUCCUUCCGCUCUAUAGCCCAGUGGUGGAAGACUUUCUCAGAACCCUCCGUGAAGUGGAUAAGACCUUGGCCGGUCACCUGGAGGAAAGCUUUCCAAGUUUGAAGGUUCAAAGCUGAGGGUUAUAGACCGACGUGGAGCUGCUUCUUCCCAAGAAAUAAGCUUUAUGUUCCUCGCUGUUGAAAUGGACCCAGAGGAAAUACCGGAAAAGACGUAUAUCAGACCACGAGUGUCUUGGUAGCUCAUGUCCUUGACCCUCCUCCAGCCUUAUCUGACUUUCGUUUAGCAUUAACCUCUGGAGUGUUCACCACACUCAAAUAUCCCCCUUUAGUUUUCAUCAUCAUCAUGUGGUUUUUGACAUCUGCAGGCUAAAAACAAAAAACAAAAAAAACAAGUUUUUAGAAUAUUUAAGUGGUUAGAUUAUGAGGAUUUUUUUCUUUAUAAUUCUUAAUUUGAUUUUGAUGUGAGAAUUUUGUAUUUGUAUCUACUGCAAGCACAUUCAUUGGAAUGAACAGAAAACUCUUAAUGCAGUAGGGUUUUUUUGUUUUGUUUUGUUGGAUUUGUGGGCCACACUUUGCGGCACUCAGGGGUUACUCCUGGCUCUGCAUUCAGGAAUUACUGUUGGUGGGCUUGGGGGCCAUCCGGCUCAGGGUGCUGGGAAUCGAACCUGGGUUGGCCACAUGCAAGGCACGCACCCUACCCACUGUACCCAUUGCUCUGGUCCCCUAACACAACAGCUUUUAUGUAUCUUAUGCAAUAAGAAGUCUAGAAGUAUUUGAUCCAGAUCUGCUAAGGUGGCUCAGGGACCCUGACUUCUUUUACCUCUACCAUUAAGAUCUUUUUUUUCUGUUUUUUUUUGUUGGUUCUACACCAAAUUGGUUUUUGUUGUUUUGGGGUCAUACUUGGCAAUG